This is a messenger RNA of Motacilla alba alba, 1565 nucleotides long. RefSeq names its product collagen alpha-1(III) chain-like. The transcript has 6 exons. NCBI's taxonomy places the organism in Eukaryota, Metazoa, Chordata, Aves, Passeriformes, Motacillidae. The record is from RefSeq and is a predicted model, not a curated record. The coding region runs from base 1 to 1551 and encodes 516 amino acids.
AUGGAGGGGGAGAGCUCCGUGCGUGUCCGUGGCGAUUCCCGAGGGCGGCGAGGUCGCAGGCCCCGGGGACCGCGCGGAGAAGCCUCCGCCCUUGCAGGAACCAGGGGAAGUGACACGACCCGGGCCGGGCGGACCCCGUUCCUGAGAGGGGAAAGUGUCUUUCCAGGUGCCUCUCCCGCUGUGGGAGGAUCCGGCGUCUCCAGGAGCUCCUGCGGGGUGCGAGCCCCCCGCAACCCUGGCGCUCCCUGUCCCGGGGGCGCGGGGCCGCGGCACAUCGCCCGGGGCUGGCCGGGCCGGGGCACCGAGGGCCAGGGGAGGGGUGGGAGCCCUUUGCAAGGGCCCCGGGGCCGGCGUGUGCCCGGCCCUAGCCCUGUGCCUCGGACCUGCCUGUGUGCGAGGGGAAAGAAGCAGCUGGGCGGGCGGGGGAGGACGGCAGCGCCCCUCCUGGACAGCGGCUCCUCAGCGUGCAUCCCGGGGGCGGCGGCCGGAGGGCCCCCGAGGGCACCCGACGCUUAUCCCCGGACCGUCCUUCCUGCCAGGAGACACGGCAGGGUCCGGGCCGGCCCCGGCAGCGAGGGUGCCGUGAUUCUGGCGGUGCCGGAGCCCACCCAGGCCGACUGCCCGGCCACCCGGGGCUGCGGGGCGCUGCCGCCUCGGGGCUCUCGCGGGGUCGUAGCCGCCCCGCCGCCCUGUCCCUUGCGCGUUGUCCCCGGGCGCUUCAGAACCGCGGCACCGCAAACCGGGGUCCCCGCCCGGCGACACCCCCGCGACCCUCACCUUCCUCUGCGGCGACAGCAGCGACAGAGGCGCCGCGAAGGCUCACCGGCCGCAGGACACGCCGAGCCCCUUGUCUUCCCGGUGACAGUGCACACCUCGGGAUUUCCUAUCCCUCGCGGCAUCCAAGGUUAUAGCAAGCAUCGUCAACGUCGGGGAGAUGUUUUAAGAUUCAAAGGUUUACAGGACGUGCCACCUCAGAGCCCACGGCCACCUAAGGCACCCUGGACGGCACUUGUGAAAUGCAGCCCGUGCGGGGAAACCGCGCUGACCUCGCUGCCCGCGGGCUCCCGCUCUGCCUCCCGCUCCGGCCGCACCGGGGCUCCCGCACACCGCGGCCACCCCUGCCCGGGACCCGCGGGGAGCUGCGGGAUCGGGACAGGGGCUGCGGCUGGCUGGGCUCGUUUCUGUGACGGAGCUACGCACGAGCAGCGAAACAAUACGACCCUUUGGCCAUCAGCGCAUCCUUCCUCCCCGCGGCUGCUGGCGAGGCUGGGCGGACUCCGGAGCAGCCAGCUCAGCUCAGCUCAGCCCAGCUCAGCUCAGCCCAGCUCAGCUCAGCUCAGCCCAGCUCAGCUCAGCCCAGCUCAGCCCAGCCUCAGCGCCGGCACCUGCGCCCUCCCGGGCCGCCUCAGCCGUGCGGGGCACGGAGCGCGCCCGCCGCCAAAGCGUCCGGGGGCGUCCCGGGGCAGGAAAGGCCGGACCCUUCUGUCUCGGGAUGGGCUGAGGACUUUUGGGAGACGGCCAGCGCCACUUUCCCCAGCUGUUCCCGUCUAGCCAGCGCCAGGGAG